This is a messenger RNA of Salvia splendens (bonfire salvia), 764 nucleotides long. RefSeq lists its product as uncharacterized. The coding region runs from base 216 to 650 and encodes 144 amino acids. The transcript is spliced from 2 exons. The record is from RefSeq and is a predicted model, not a curated record. NCBI's taxonomy places the organism in Eukaryota, Viridiplantae, Streptophyta, Magnoliopsida, Lamiales, Lamiaceae.
GUAAAUAAUUCAAGCCAUAUGAAAAUGACUCAUCUCUCUUCUCCUCGCAAAUACCCAUUCAACUACAGCCCACACACAACAUAUAUUAUCCCUCUCCACAAAAAUAAUCAUUAAAAAUUGCAGCAGCUUAAUUAUAUCCUCUUUAAAUCAGACAACCCCAAGGCGUAUAUAUACUUAGUGCUUGCUGCUAGGGCUCAAACACACACCAUAUUUUCAUGUCAAUUUUGAUUUCAAUGGAAUUGGAAAAGGAAAAGUGUGGGCAAGUUAGGUGGGAAGAUAUGAAGAAAGAUGAGAAUUGGGAAUCCAUGGAGUCUUGUUCCUCCUUGAGUGAUUCAGCUUCAGCAGAAGAAGAGGAGGAUGAUGCAACAACUUCUUCAUCUUCCUCUUCACUCUUUGAAUUCACUGACCUCAUGGCUCAACUCCCCAUCAAGAGGGGUCUGUCCAAGUUCUAUAAUGGAAGAUCAGAGAGUUUUGGGUCGUUGAGGAGUGUGGAGAGUGUGGAAGAUCUAAAGAAGAAGGAGAGGUGCAGGAAUAGUAAAAGAAUGAAAUUGUGCAAGAGCUAUGGAAAUCGCCACAGCCUUAGCCCAAACCCUACCAUUGCCAAGAGAUCAUCAUCGCCCAACCCUACAUAUGCGAUCCCUCUAGUUUAAUUUCGAUUGAAAUAUGCAGAUAUGUUCAGCUUUAUAAAUUUUGUGAUCUACAUUUUGUCCUUAUUUGUUGACAUUGUUGUGGAAAUCAAUAUACAAAUUUAGCCAGGUGACUAA